Messenger RNA from Arvicola amphibius (Eurasian water vole), 1851 nucleotides. It is a transcript of the gene Ankra2, whose product is annotated as ankyrin repeat family A member 2. Gene Ontology annotation, molecular function: protein binding. Gene Ontology annotation, cellular component: nucleus. Gene Ontology annotation, biological process: regulation of gene expression. The coding region runs from base 467 to 1408 and encodes 313 amino acids. Lineage: Eukaryota; Metazoa; Chordata; Mammalia; Rodentia; Cricetidae. The transcript has 9 exons. The record is from RefSeq and is a predicted model, not a curated record.
CAGUAGGGGAGGGACCCCGGGCCUUCCUCUAGUGACCCGGAACCGAGGGGGACCCUUAGUGCUCUGAGAGCCUGGGCUGCGGAGCGCAAGGGAAACAACUGGAAAUCCCCGGAAGUCGUCUCGCCCAUGCUGAACGCUCUGGGCUUUUUCCAGAAGAGGAAAAAAUAGGAAGUGACGUCUGGGCCCGAAGCAGGCCGGGCUUGCAGACCUUUACCGAUCGGCUGCUGGCCCCGGCCAGACCGGAGCGUCGCCUGCGGUCGGGGUGGUCGUGCCACCCGCCGGACGGUCCCCUAUCCCGGGAUCCGCUCGCCACGCGAGAGCGAGCUCAGCCCGCGGCGACAGAGCGGGAACGCCCUCCGGGACACCUGUCGCUUAUAUUUUAAUAUCCCAAUUCCAAGAAUACACUGGAUAACACCCUUGAAACACCAAGAAGAAACUAUGAAGAAGUGCUUUAAUUGUUGAGACCAUGGCUACAUCAGCAAAUCUGGACAUUGGGGCCCAGCUGAUCGUGGAAGAAUGCCCCAGCAGCUAUAGUCUCUCUGGCAUGCCAGACAUCAAAAUUGAGCACCAGCUGGACCCAAACUCAGAAGAAGGGUCAGCUCAGGGUGUUGCCAUGGGAAUGAAGUUCAUAUUGCCAAACCGAUUUGAUAUGAACGUAUGUUCUCGAUUUGUGAAGUCCUUAAAUGAAGAGGAUAGUAAAAAUAUUCAAGAUCAAGUGAACUCUGACCUGGAGGUGGCAUCUGUCUUAUUUAAAGCUGAGUGCAAUAUCCAUACAUCUCCUUCUCCUGGAAUUCAAGUAAGACAUGUCUACACCCCUUCUACGACGAAACAUUUCUCACCCAUAAAACAGUCUACGACUUUAACCAACAAGCACAGGGGAAAUGAGGUCUCUACCACACCUCUGUUAGCAAAUUCUUUGUCUGUCCACCAGCUGGCAGCUCAAGGAGAAAUGCUCUACCUGGCUACUCGUAUUGAACAAGAAAAUGUUAUCAAUCACACGGAUGAAGAAGGAUUUACUCCCCUGAUGUGGGCUGCGGCACACGGGCAAAUAGCUGUGGUAGAGUUCCUACUUCAGAAUGGUGCAGAUCCCCAGCUUUUAGGGAAAGGUCGAGAAAGUGCCCUGUCAUUGGCCUGUAGUAAAGGCUACACGGAUAUCGUCAAAAUGCUGCUUGACUGUGGAGUUGAUGUCAAUGAGUAUGACUGGAACGGCGGGACACCUUUGCUGUACGCCGUCCAUGGGAACCACGUGAAGUGUGUGAAGAUGCUGCUAGAAAAUGGAGCUGACCCAACAAUUGAAACAGAUUCUGGAUACAACUCUAUGGAUUUAGCUGUAGCUCUGGGCUAUAGAAGUGUGCAGCAGGUCAUCGAGUCACAUCUGCUGAAGCUGCUUCAGAACAUCAAGGAGUGAUGUGGCCUCUUCACUCCUGGGUCCUUACAAAUGAUGGUUUUGUUUACAUGUAAACUUUACCUCGGUUGCAAUAUUUGCUGGUUUUUAGUGAGUUUUAAGAAAUAUUCCUUUGGAUAAUUCACUGGUUUAUAUUAAAAUUAACCCUGAUUUUUUUUAAAUAAAUGUGUUUUACUCUAUAUUUAAAGUUAUAAAUUAAUGUUUUAUGGCAUGUAAACUUUUAUGGUACAGGUGGUUGUGUCUUUGUAUCAAGAACCACAAUUUGACACUUUGAGAAAUCCCACCUUGUUUAUCUUCACUCUUGUAUUAACUCUUUGACUUUGCACAGGGCUUAUUGUAAGUCUGGGGGGGAGGGAGGAAUAAUGUUCUUGUUGAAUUAAAAAGUACAUCGUGUGAUGGUUUACAAAAUCAUGUUUAAAUAAAAUACUUUUGCUGUCUGUGUUCUA